Gryllus bimaculatus (two-spotted cricket) is the source of this 510-nucleotide messenger RNA. The record is from the annotation of a GenBank genome assembly. Lineage: Eukaryota; Metazoa; Arthropoda; Insecta; Orthoptera; Gryllidae.
AGAUUAAGGAUUGCAACAUUUUCAUGGGAGAUAGAAUGGCCUUAUUAUAACUGCCCUGAAAUGGAAAGACGGAACCCGUGUUCUCCAACGUUUGUUGGAAGACCAUUGCCGGAAACUCAGAAGCGAUGUUCCUCAAGCGAAGUACAACACCACAUCGCACACAAUUCACAUACAUCGGAAAGAGGAGCCAGCGAUCGCCGUAAAGGCCCUCGAGGGGCCGGGCGACAGUACAUCAAAGCGGAGUCGGCUGAAGACCCUUCCCCAGGAACUCACAAGGGAUGUCGGCGGCGGCAGCGGGUUCUUCCAUUGAAGGCAUUGUUGGGAGGGAGGCGCUGUGCUUCGGGAAGCGCCCGUCAGAAGCGCCGGCGUCGUCGAGCUAAUUUACGCCCGGUAGAUGGCGCGCGCGAUGGAGUGUAUCUGCGCGGCGCGAGCAUUGAUGCCGCCGUCAGCCCCGUGCGGUAUCUUGACAGCCCUAUUGGGCGCCUCAUUAUGGCGGCCCGGCGCGUCUAA